CUCCUCCCCCUGCAACCAGUGCCAGCUCUUUUAAGCCAGCGCCUGAGUCAUCCUGCUCGCUCAGAACAGUUUGGACACCCACCAUGGCCACCUUUGUGGAGCUCAGGACCAAAGCCAAGAUGCCCAUCGUGGGCCUGGGCACCUGGAAGUCUUCCCCAGGCCAAGUCAAAGAAGCUGUGAAGGUGGCCAUUGAUGCUGGGUACCGCCAUAUCGACUGUGCCUAUUUCUAUGAGAAUGAGAAUGAGGUAGGCGAUGCCAUCCAAGAGAAAAUCAAGGAGAAGGUUGUGAAGCGGGAGGACCUUUUCAUCGUUAGCAAGUUGUGGCCCACCUUUUUCGAGAGACCCUUAGUGAAAACGGCCUGUCAGAAGACUCUCAAGGAUCUGAAACUGGACUAUUUGGACAUCUAUCUUAUUCACUGGCCACAGGGUCUACAGCCCAGUAAGGACUUUUUCCCUAAAGAUGAUAAAGGCAAUAUCCUCACCAGCAAAGCAACAUUCUUGGAUGCCUGGGAGGCCUUGGAGGAGCUGGUGGAUGAGGGAUUGGUGAAGGCCCUUGGGAUCUCCAACUUCAACCACUUCCAGAUCGAAAAGCUCUUAAACAAACCAGGACUGAAACAUAAGCCAGUGACUAAUCAGAUCGAGUGCCACCCAUACCUCACACAGGACAAACUUAUCCAGUACUGCCACUCCAAGGGCAUCACCAUCACAGCCUACAGCCCCCUGGGCUCUCCAGAUAGACCUUGGGCUAAGCCAGAGGACCCUUCUCUACUAGAAGAUCCUAAGAUUACGGAGAUUGCUGCAAAGUACAAGAAAAGCACUGCCCAGGUUCUGAUCCGGUUCCAUAUCCAGAGGAAUGUGGCUGUGAUCCCUAAGUCUGUGACACCAAAACGCAUUAUUGAGAACUUUCAGGUCUUUGACUUUAAAUUGAGUGAUGAGGACAUGGCGACUAUGCUCAGCUUCAACAGAAAUUGGAGAGUCUGUUCUGUUACUCACCUAGCUCAUUUGGAUGAGUAUCCCUUCCAUGCAGAAUAUUGAAGUUGAAUCUUCUAA
This is a messenger RNA of Tupaia belangeri chinensis (Chinese tree shrew), 1049 nucleotides long. RefSeq names its product aldo-keto reductase family 1 member B10. Bases 84 to 1034 code for a protein of 316 amino acids. NCBI's taxonomy places the organism in Eukaryota, Metazoa, Chordata, Mammalia, Scandentia, Tupaiidae. The record is from RefSeq and is a predicted model, not a curated record. The transcript has 10 exons. Gene Ontology annotation, molecular function: oxidoreductase activity.